This is a messenger RNA of Talaromyces rugulosus, 2472 nucleotides long. RefSeq lists its product as uncharacterized. The record is from RefSeq and is a predicted model, not a curated record. Lineage: Eukaryota; Fungi; Ascomycota; Eurotiomycetes; Eurotiales; Trichocomaceae. Gene Ontology annotation, molecular function: protein binding. The transcript has a single exon. Bases 1 to 2472 code for a protein of 823 amino acids.
AUGCCCAGAUAUACGUUCCCCGUGGGUAGACUCUCAGCUCAGCUUACCCCCUCUGGAGCUCGAUCGAGAGCCUCGCCGCAGGGAUGGAGCCGAGUCGCAAGAAAUCCAAGCACACAAGGCUGCCGCUCGCAAUCAACCGUACACAAUGCCAAAGAAGCGGCGCUCGAUAGCCACUUGAAGUCCGGGGUCGGCCGUAUUGCAGAUCUUGCGAAAAGGACAGCACCGGUGGACAGUGAGUCGGCCCAGAAGUCGACGACGCCGAAACCGAAACCGAAACCAAAGUCGAAGUCGAAACAAAACCCGGAGAUAGGUGCUUCGCAGUCAAAUAGCUCUGUCGUUUUCAGGUCUCUCAAGCUAGAUGGAGAUGUACCAACACCCAGGCGGAAGCCCAAUUCGCACCGGCCUGCGCCUAGGAAAAAGGGAGAGAUACCACCGGGAUACAAAGUAGUGGAAACAGAGGAGGGGAGGACAUAUGUACCAAUAAAAAGCCAGGUGCCAAAGAUGGUGAGCGUGGCAAUUCACCGUGCUCAGCGGUCGUUACAAGAACAGGGCAGAGUUCUCAGUAAGGAGGCAUUCGACUUUGAAGUCCGUCUUCGUCUUACUUCAAUGUACCCUUAUACUGGAACUCUCAAGUGGUGGGAUUCUGCAUACCAAGAGAUAUAUACGGCCAAUUUGGAUGAGCAGGAUCAUACAUGGGAAAUUCCGCGACGAUUCGAGUACGUUAAAGCGUUGAUCGAGAAGAUGAAAGACGAAGACAUGCAAGAAGUUUGGAAGGGCCUAGAUAGAAGGGGCAAAGCAGCAGCCUGGCCGGUAAUCGCCCUUUGGCUCCUCCGUGAAUCGCCUGACAGGUUUUCCGAAUUUUUACUGGCUACGCAUUCUGAUCCGUAUCCUCCCUUUACAAUGGUCAGCGAUUGUAUGCUGUACAUUCGCUUCUUUCAUAACGAGUUGGCCCAAAAAGAGAUAUAUCGUUCGGCGGUGCAGACUUGUAUGGGUCCGGCCCGAUGGCCGGUCAUCUCGCUUUCUCAACGUGGUGCAAGGCUAUAUCUUAUGACUGCUGGGUUCGAAAAGGCCUCUGAAGCCUUUGAAGAGCUGAAACAGCGAGAAUCGCUGAUUUCUCCGACCACGCUACUUUGCUUUGUGAAUGUAUUUACUCAAGCAGGAGAGAUCGACAAGGCGAUCGAGUGUCUUCGCAUGGUGCAUGCCACGGAUGCCGAGUCCACGUUUAUCAACUCGGAUAUCGUAGGACGACAUUGUUCCAGCCUCCUCAAGCUCGAUAGCGUUGUAGAAGAGGAUGGAGAGCGCAACUUUAAAAUCCUCCCUCAACUGCUGAAGCUAGGGAUCAAACCAAACCUUAUAAUGAUGAACAUUAUAUUGGCAAACGCCUUUGCCACAGGCGAUUCCCAUCUGGGCCUCGAUAUGCUGAAAUACAUGAAGGACCAGGGCAUGAAACUGGAUGCCUACACGUAUCUCGAGUUGCUGCAUGACGCCGUUGCUCGACUUGACCGUGAUCGUGUCCAAGCACUGAUGCACGAGAUCUCGUCUAAUGCGGAAUUCAAAAACAACAAACAUCUCUCCAGCAAGGUUUUCCAUGCACACUUCAUUUUCGGAGCGAAGGAGUUGUUUAUAAGGGCGGGAUCGACUGGAGCGUUUGUGGAGAUGCUGGAGAUGUACAGUCGCUCCUACGAUCUCACUCCGUUGAAAGACCUCGGCAUGAUUCCGCCGCACUAUGAGAAUCCAACCACCCAAGAACAGCGCGAACCGUCGCCUCCAGUCUUGUUCAUCAUUAUUGCGACCUAUCUCCGCGUUCAGCCUGAUGCGUCGAGCUCGUUUCGUCUCUACCGGAAAUUCAGAGAGCUUGUUGAAGAGGGCCACCCUGUGAUCGCGCCGAUGGCUACAUAUCCUCAUUUAUUCAACGAAUUCAUACUUCCUUUCCGUGCUGCCGGAUCCGAUCUACGCGACUGUCUGUCCAUUAUGGAGGAUAUGCUGGAACCCGAGUCCAGGUACAUCACUAUCCAGGGGGCGGGCACUCGCGUCAAACGCGCCAAACCCAAUAUCUGGACGUGGAAUACUCUGCUGAGCGUAUUUAAUGCUGCACGCCAGCCCGAUGCUGUCAAUGUGAUCCGAAACUUGAUGCAAAAGCACAAUGUUGAGUACGACCACGUCACGUGGACCACAAUCAUUUGGGGCGACGUCAAAAUGCAAGACAUGAUGACUGCCGCACUCUCGGUCCAACAGAUGGAAAACGCCGGGUUCAUGCCCAACUCGUACACACUGCGGGCGCUGCGAGAGUCGAGGGACCCCGAGCAACUGCAAACUGCCCUGGAGUCGCUCAAUCAGACAUCGCGGGAGAUUUUGGAGUGGGAGAACACGGUGGUGGAGCAGGAGCAGGAAGAGCUUCUGGAUAAAGGAUUGCAGCGUCUUGCCGGUGCUGUUCGUACGGAGCAGGCUGAAUCAGGCACUGAGCAGCCUUGA